AUGACUUCGUCUUACGAACGUAUCAAAUCAGAAUGCAAACAGAAGGGCGUACUAUGGGAGGACGAAGAUUUCCCGGCCACACAGUCGUCCGUCUUUUACCACCAAACGCCACCCUUCACCUUCCAAUGGAAAAGACCGCACGAGAUCGUUUCUAAUCCGGUAUUCGUGAACGAUGCCUCCGCACAGUUCGAUAUCGUUCCCGGUAAGAUGGGUGAUCGGUGGCUGGUGUCGUGUUUGGGUGUACUAUACCUAUCAAAGGGUUUGUUUUACCGCGUUGUACCGGCCGAUCAGAACUUCGACAAACCGUACUAUGGUGUGUUUCGCUUUCGGCUUUGGUGGUGCGGAGAAUGGUUGGAAGUACUGGUCGAUGAUCGAUUACCUACAAUAAACGGCAAGCUGGCCUUCCUUCAAGCACAGAACACCAACUCAUUCUGGCCCGGUUUGCUGGAGAAAGCGUACGCAAAAUUGCAUGGAUCGUACGAGGCGUUGAAGUACGGUACGCUGCUGGACGGAUUAGCCGACCUCACCGGGGGCAUCACUGAAUCGAUAUCCAUCAAGAUGGACAGCAACAUCCUCAUACGGCCUCCACUACUGCAUAACCUGCUAGAUACGACAAGCAUCAUCACCUGCACGAUCAACAAUGGUACCAUGACACAGAUUCGUAACCAAACUGAAGCUUUGCCGAACGGCAUCCACGUUGGAAUUAAUUAUCGUCUUUGUUCGAUGGAUAAGGCCGAAACUAUCAUGGGCGACACAGUUCAGUUAGUACGGCUACGAAACCCCUUAGCUCAGACGCUCAGCAAAUCUUCAAGCUUUAACGGCGACUGGUCGUCAUUUUCCAGUUCCUGGGAGCGCGUUCCGAUGAACGAACGGAAUCGUCUGAUCGAGCAGCUCGAACCAGGCGAGUUCUGGAUGUCGUUUUUCGAUAUGACGCAAACUUUCACGCAUCUUGAGUGCGUCCAUCUCGACUCGGAUACAGCUAGGGAUGAACCUCAACUGGCGGAUAAGAGUCGCCGUUGGCUUAUGCGACUGUACCAAGGGUCAUGGAAGCGAGGAGUUACGGCAGGCGGGUGCCGCAAUAAUCCGGACUCAUUCCAUAUCAACCCACAGCUGCAGUUAUUUCUUAGCGAAAAGGAAGAUGUCAUCAUCUCAGUCAAUCAACACAGUGUGCUGGAACCGAAAGUAAUCGGUUUUACCGUAUAUAACCUAAACAGUGUGCAAAAUAUCAAUGGAUGUCUCUCGAAGAAUUUUUUCAAAAAGCAUAAAAGCUUAGUCAACUCUCAAUACACCAAUUCGCGACAAAUUAGUCAUCGAUGUUCACUUGAUCCUGGGCGUUACCUCAUUAUGGCUACCACAUUCGAACCGGCUGAAGAAGCGUCUUUUAGUGUGAGGGUGCUUGGUAGCACCAUUCGGUUGGCGCUUCUUGAAACACAGACCAUGCUUUUGCUAGAUCCUUUCCCGCUACUCAAUUCCAACACAAAGAUCACGAUCGAUUCUUCUAAUAACAAUAACAACAACAAUGGUAUCGCAUGCAGUACGGCACAGUACGAACCAGUGUUUAUGCAGCUUGCUGACGAUCAAAGGACGUUAAAUUGCUUUGAUCUCCAGGAACUGCUCGAAGCGUGCCUUCCCAAUGACUAUAUUCGAAGCUGUGCCAGUAUAGACGUUUGUCGGCAGGUGGUUUGUUUGAUGGAUAAAACGAAUCGUGGUCGUAUAAAUUUCAAUGAUUUCAACAAGUUCAUGAUCAACCUGAAAACCUGGUGGGGAGUGUUCAAAAUGCAUACGAAAGAAAAAUCGGGCAUAUUAAAGGCAGAACGAUUGCGGGACGCACUGUUCGAUGUCGGAUUCCAGCUCAGUACGGAUAAUAUUUCCAUCCUUAUUUUACGAUACAUGCGAAGGGAUGGAACGCUUCGACUGGCUGACUUCAUUUCUGCCAUCCUGCAUCUAACUAUGGCUUUUGAGUUGUUUAAAGCAAAGGAUACGAAUCAGGAUGGUAUCAUUAGCAUGGGAAUGACUGAGUGGAUUAAAUCCGUUUUUAUGUGCUAA
Anopheles marshallii is the source of this 2046-nucleotide messenger RNA. RefSeq names its product calpain-C (gene CalpC). Gene Ontology annotation, cellular component: cytoplasm. Gene Ontology annotation, molecular function: calcium-dependent cysteine-type endopeptidase activity; calcium ion binding. The transcript is spliced from 8 exons. The record is from RefSeq and is a predicted model, not a curated record. The coding region runs from base 1 to 2046 and encodes 681 amino acids. NCBI's taxonomy places the organism in Eukaryota, Metazoa, Arthropoda, Insecta, Diptera, Culicidae. Gene Ontology annotation, biological process: proteolysis.